AUUUCAAACAACAACAACCUAAUUGUGCCGCUCUCUUCAAGUUUAAACUUAUUUUUUAUUUAAAGACAAAUAACAUAUAAAAAAUAAUACCUUUUGGUGAAAAUGAGCUCCCGCAAGAACAACACAAUCAGCAGCCAUAGCAGUGAUGCCGCCAAUGCAAUUAGUUAUGUACGAGAUUUUAGCACACAAGCCGCUUUGUAUCGCAACAACAAAUCGGAGGAUUCCCUGAUACUAUUGAAUCGCAGUGCCUCCCUGCUCAGCACGACCAUACAAUCGCAACAUUUUGCUCCGGGCAAUUUGGAAGUAUCCAAAUUCUAUAUUGAUUUGCAUGCUGUUAUGGGAAGUUUAUCCUCCGAUUCGGAUGCUUUGUGGGCAUGCGUAUCGUUGCUGCAGCAUUGUUCGAAAAAUCUGGAUGCCCGCAAAUCCAUUGUGGAUGAAUAUCGUUUUAUACCAUUGCUUACAUUUCUGCUGAAACGUACAACCGGUGGGGAUAAACAGCAAAAGGUGUUGACCCUUUUGCAGGAGCUUACGUUUGGCAUACAAAUAACGUGGGAGGAGCCAUAUAUUGUGGUAUUGCUGGAACAAUUGGUACACAUUGUAUAUCAGGCCACAGAGGAGGGUGAAGAAACGCACGCCCAGCUGGCUUUGUCGGUGCUCAUCAAUUUAUGCUACAAGAACUUUGUUGUUCUCUUUUUAUUUUUACGUUCCGUAAAUAUCUCGACCUUUAGUCGACGCAUACAGAACUAUGGUGUGUUGGCGAAUAAAAUGCUAAUUAUUCUAUCGGAGGAUAUCCAUUCACCGGACCAGAAGGAAUUGCAUUUGUUUAUACGCUCGUGUUUUGCAACCGUCGAUGAGUGCAUUAAACACUGGAAUGUUCCGCAUUUGAGGCAUAUUGUGGAAUUUCUAAAAGAUUCCAAGGCACAUAGUGGUCUGCAUCAGGCCAUGAUGAGUUAUCAAUUCUAUUUUGAGGAUAUUGAAAAAUUAUUGGAUCGCCUAGAAGCUCGACGAGCAAUGGACGAUUCAAACGAUGAUUCUCGAAAACAUCAACAAAUAUGUAUGGGCUUGUUGUUCGAGUUGAUGGAGCACAUUAUGGAUCUGUCGGGUCAAAUAGAUGAGGAGGGUAAAGAAAAUGCUGCAAUUAGUUUAGAUUCAAAUAUACCAAGAAUAUUUGAACUUUUAUCGAAUUGGUUGCAAUCCGAAAUUUGUGGUGUUCAGGCCAUUAAUCUACUGGAUAGUUUGGUGAGAUUGGCCAAAAAGGAAUCCAUUGCUCCUCGCAUUUCACGUGAUCCUUCUAUAAUAAUACAGUUAAUAACAACGUCAGAAAAACCGGAAACAUCCCCUUUACACACCGCUGCAGUUUUACAAUUAUUGGUCUCAUUGCUGCACCAAACGAAAACGGAAAAGCUAAUACUCUCCAAAAUUACAGAAUCCUAUUUUGAUAAAAUAUUUGCCCCACUACUGGCGGUGAAGCCAGAAAUGCCCGACAAUUGUUUGUCCAUGGAGGAGAUAGAAAAAUCCAUAUUUUGUUUACUUUUAUUAAUCAAUUUUACCGAUAUUGCCAAGAAGGCAUAUUUUGAGAAGUGUUGCAAUCUAUUGCAAUUACCACAGAUACAACAUGCCCUGGCCAGAGCCAUGGUGAGCGGUGGGGAGCGAGUGUGUUCGGCCGUCUUUCAAAUAUCACAAUUUGAACAUUUUCCCCAGUAUGAGGUGGCCAAGCACAUUUCCAAAUUGAAUUCAUCCUCCAAUCAAAUCCAUUUGUCAUCCCCCGUGCCAAACGGUGAUCAAUGGCGUAAUUUGAAUGCAAUUCUGAAAAGUCACAAAACAUUUGCCAGCAAGGAACUGGAGGAACGUUUAAAUGCCUUAAUUGAACUUAUCUCAAAUGCCGAAAGAAAUAAUCAAUUAAAUAAUGUGGCCACAUCACAGAUAAUGGAAUUAUUUAAUUAUAAAAUAAAGAAUUUACAGGCGGCCGAGGCCAGCAUGCAAAAACGUUUGGAAGAUGCCAGCAAUGAGAUAACCCACUUGUCGCAGCGCAUCAACUUUCAAAAUGCCGAGCUGGAGAAAUAUCACACAAUGAAUUUUGAAUUACACAUCAAUCAAGAGUCUCUUCAAACUCAAUGUAAAGAUUUGAAACAUCAAAAGGAUAAUUUAAAACGUAACAUGACCGAACUAAUGAAGAAAUUGUCGGAACAAUCGGAAGCCCUGCAAAUUAGUGAAAAACGUUUGGCCGUCAAAGUUUCAGAAAUGAUUGUUUUGCAAAAGGAACACAAUGAUCUCAAGGAACAGUUGCAAGCCAAGACAGAAGAGUUGGAUAAGUUACAUACGGCCUCCAAAGAAAGUUCAUUGCGCAUUGAUAAACUCAAGAAGACCAUUGCCGCCUAUGAAGUGGAUUUGAAGGAUAAAACCCGGCACAUUGAGGAGAAAGAAAAGGAGCUGGCUAAGACACAAAAGGCUCUGGAAGAACAAAGGGAUGCUAAAAAGAAAUCAGAUGGUGUUAUUACGGUGCUGGAGUCGCAGCUGCAAGAGAAAAACGAACAAAUCCGCAAUUACGAAUUGGAAUUGAGUGAAACGGAAGAGUUGCGCAAAACCAUUAUGAGUCUGAUGGAGAGUAAGAAACCCAAGCGGAAAUAGAUUUGCAAUUUGGCGUUUUCGCAUGGAAGGAAGGUGCAAGGGCAAAAAUUCAUGUAGAAAGAUGUUGGAAUGAUGUGGCAACACUUCCAUUUUUAUAAAUGUUAUCAUUAUUGAUUCGAAAAAUUAUAGGGUGAAAUAGUAUUUAGAAUAUAGAAUUUAUUCGCUAUGUUUAAAGUGACCAGUAAUUAGAGGAUGGUAGAAGAUUUUUUCCUAAACUCUCUGGAUAGCAUUAUGCAUUUGAACCAUCGAACCAACUUUAUAAUUUUAAUUUCUAAUUUUUUUUAUCUAAUUAAUUUCCUAAUUGUAUAAUAAUAAGCAAUGGCAACAUUUUCUUUUUUAUAAUUGUACAAAAUUUAUAAUAUUAUUAUUUAUUUCAACUAGUUUCGAUUUCGUCUUUAUGGUCUUAAAUUGUAUCUAAAUUAUGCAUUUUUGUUUUUUUUUAUUAAAUUGAUUAGGAAUUAAAACUCUCACAUCAAGAAAAUUAUUUAUAAACACUGUCUAAUUAUACAUAUUAUUUAUUUAAUUGCAUUGUCCGUUUUCUUCUCAUUUUUAGUUUUAAAUAUUUUAUAGGAAAUAAUACAAAACAAUGACCUACAAAAGAAAAAAA
This is a messenger RNA of Musca domestica (house fly), 3235 nucleotides long. RefSeq lists its product as uncharacterized. The transcript is spliced from 7 exons. Lineage: Eukaryota; Metazoa; Arthropoda; Insecta; Diptera; Muscidae. The record is from RefSeq and is a predicted model, not a curated record. The coding region runs from base 103 to 2628 and encodes 841 amino acids.